This is a messenger RNA of Jaminaea rosea, 3088 nucleotides long. RefSeq lists its product as hypothetical. The transcript has a single exon. NCBI's taxonomy places the organism in Eukaryota, Fungi, Basidiomycota, Exobasidiomycetes, Microstromatales. The record is from RefSeq and is a predicted model, not a curated record. Bases 91 to 2817 code for a protein of 908 amino acids.
GGAUCCUCGGCAUCGAUACCACUCGUCCUGGCAUUCACACGGCAUCGACUCCUUCUACGCUACGGCUCUCUACACCGCAGCUUCUCUAGCAUGGCGUCAAGACCGCCUUCGCCAUCCCAGGCGGGGCCAACGAAGCAGCGUCACCAUCCUUUGCUGCAACGUCCUCUAUACGCCUUCCACCUUCCGCCAACGAUCCUCGAACACAUCAAGCUCAGAUCAAUAGACGUAGAGCCAGCGGCAAUAGCACCAGCAGCACGCAAUACUACCCAGGCGACAACAACCUCCAUCUCUGCAUCUGCGCCCUCCUCCACCGGCCUCACCUGCACCCUCUGCGCUUCACACCCAACCUUCGCCUCUCCAGCACACCAACGCGCCCACUUCCGCAGCGACUGGCAUCGAUACAACCUACAGCUCACGCUGAAGGCACCCAAGGGUACUGCACCGCCAGUAGUCGAUGAGAAGCAAUGGGAGGCAUUCGUCGAGGACCUGCCGAGUGAUGAUGAGAGUGGUGCGAAUACGCCUGCCACAAGCGAUGAAGAGGGAGCCGGAGGGACGCCCCAAAAGGCGGCUGAUCUCGUGUCACAAGUGAUGCGCAAGCUCAACAUCGGGACUAAUGGCAGGUCGGACGGGGCAAAUGGAGCAGCAGACGAGGACAGCGACCUCGAAGACGAAGAGUUCGAUGCUGAUGGCAGGCCGCGUCGCAGCGUGACCGCUAAGUCGGCCCUGCUGUGGUUCACUACCCCAGCGCCAGACUCAAACACUCCAGCUCUGCUCGAGCAAACCCAGCUCGGCAUGUACCGCACCCUCUUCCCCGACCCGGCCUCCAAGUCUGUCGAGCAUCUCCAGUCACAAGCGGCCGCAGACCCAGCAGGAUGGCAUCUCGCUGCGCUCAAGGGCAUGCAGAGCGAGCCUCUUAGGCGGCCAGCGGCACAUAAGGGUAGCAAGGGGGGAUGGAGAGGAAAGAGACUCAAGGGAAUGGACGAAGCUGCAGGUCUGCUCGGAAUCAGUUUCUUGGAGGGCGAAGGAUUCAUUCCUGGCCUGGUCACGCGGGUCGGGCAGGAGGCGAGCAAGCAUGCUGAUCUCGAGGAGGACGAGGAAGAGUCGGAUGGGGAGAUUAGCUCUUCUUCGGACGAGGAGGAGGAAGUGCAGUCAGACCUUGCAUCUACGGCCUCCUCAGUGCCCCGCGGCAUCGACCCUCCCCUUCGCACUUGGACCAUCAUCCUCUUCGGCGGAGGCCACUUCUCUGCAGCGGUCGUAGCACUCAAUCCCUACCUUCCACCUAGGGCAGCCACAAAGAACAGGCCGCUGCCGGCUCCGGGCAGCGAUGAGGAGAUCUUGAACGAGGAUCGCUGCAUAGUCGUGUUGGCGCACAAGGCCUUCCAUCGCUACACGACGCGAAGGAAGCAGGGUGGGGCGCAGUCUACGCAAGACGCGACAGGCCGAUUCGCCAAGUCUGCGGGUGCGCAGCUGCGUAGAGCGGGGGAGGCUGCCCUCGCGGAGGAAACAAGAGCGCUUUUGGGGAUGAGAGGUUGGCGCAAGCUUGUGGGGGAGAGCGAGCGAAUCUACGUCCGGGCCAACGCUCGAGCAGCAAGGGGCAUCCUGUGGAGUUGGCCUGGCGCCUCAGGAGCAGACAUGGCUCAUACAGCCUCGCCGCUCGAAGGACCGCGCUCAGAUGGGAGACUCUGCACCAUUCCCUUUUCCACUCGUAGCAGCAAGGCCACAGUAGGAGAAUGCUUGCGCGUCUUCGCUGAGCUGUCCCGCGUCAAGAUCGCGCGACGUACUGAGGCAGAGCUACAAGAGGAGGACGAGACCUAUCGCCGUUCGCUCGCAAGUAAUGAUGCAAGCGCCAGAGAGGAGCUGAAGAAGCGCCGUGCUCGAGAAAGGGAGGAGAGGGAGAAGGGGAUGAAAGCCGCGAGAGAGGAGGCGAGACGGAAGCGAGAGAUGAGGGGCAGUAUGAGUGGAGAGGAGAAGAAGAAGAGAGAAAGGGUCGAGAGGCUGGUGGAUAUGGUGAGGCGCGGAAGGAUCCAACCAUUGGCCAACCUGUGGGAAAAGCACGGUGCUGAACUGCUUGAGGGCGGCGUUCAGGCAGAUAUCAACGCCCCUCUCCCGGCGUGGUGGAGGGCCAGCGAGUUGACGCCCAGCAAGGACGGCGUCGCUUCGCAGAAAGCGCAACUGGUUCCGUCGACUCUCCUUCAGCUGGCGGCAGAAGCAGGCCAAGCAGAUGUGAUUCAGUGGCUCCUGGUAGAGAAGAGGGCUGACCCGACGAUUGGCAUUCCACCACCCCCGGCAGAGCAAGCUGCAGUGCCAGACAGCGCUGAGGCACCCCAAUACUGGUCACACCGUACAGCCUACGACCUUCUUCCUUCCUCCUCUCGGCCAGCGCGCAACGUCUUCCGCCGCCUGUUCGCACAACAGCCAGAUUGGUACGAUUGGGCUGGCACCGGCGUGGGUGGGGCGCGAGUGGAAAGCGCAUUGACGGAGGAGAUGGAGGGCAAUCAAAACAGAAGGAGACAGAAUAUGAGGGAGAAGGCUCGCGCGAGACAGGAGGCCGCAGAGGCCAAGAAAGAGAAGAAUGCCGCUGCUGCUCCUUCUCCUCAACCGGAGCCUGUGAUUCCAGCACCAGCGCCCGUCGCGUCGUCCACGACGAAGAAUAGGCUCGGUGGUCCCGGUCCUGCAGGCGGUAGCACUGCGCCGAGAGCUCUGCAGCAGCAUGUGGAUAAGAUGGAGGGUGUCAGCCCGGAGAUGAGGAUGAGAAUCGAAAGGGAGAAGAGGGCUCGGGCGGCUGAGGAGAGGAUGAAGAGGUUGCAGGGCCAGUAGACGGCUGUGGGCUUUUGAUAAUAGAAUGGAGCGACGGCUCUACAUCGCAAUCUCCUUCGACUCUUCGAACGCUCGCGCAUCUGCUUUCUGCCUCCUGAGGCUCCUCUCAAUGAUCGUCCAUCCGGGGUUCGCGGCGCUGAUGAGCCAACCAGACUGGGCCAACCGUUCCAAGGACCGUGGCCUCCGCUUUGCGACGACUCUUCAGGGGGAGCCGUCGUCCACUCCAUUGCUCAUCUGGUGAGGCAGGCGGAUAAGUGCCUGGUCGCACCGG